Molecule: messenger RNA, 430 nt
Organism: Ilex paraguariensis (yerba mate)
Lineage: Eukaryota; Viridiplantae; Streptophyta; Magnoliopsida; Aquifoliales; Aquifoliaceae
Source: the annotation of a GenBank genome assembly
AUCACUGUUUGAUGUAUUUAAUGAGGAAGGGGUAAGAAAUGAUGGAGAUACUGGAGUUAGACAUUUUGUUAUUAUUAAGGAGAUCAAUGAUGAAGAUUUAAAUGGUUUAGAGGAAAGUCAAGUAACUAUUGUAUGUAGUACAAGAAAAAAUAAGCAACCAUAUUUGCUGGAGUAUGUUGAGAAGGAAAGAAUAGGGAUUGAAAGAGACAGUGCAAUAGUUGGAGGUGACAUUGAGAGGAAAGAGCUGGGGUUGAAAGAAACAGUACAACAAUUGGGGGGUGAUAUAGAGAAUGAAAGAGUUGGGGCUGAGACAGACAAUGAAACUUCUAAUGGAUCUGAUUUUCAUGACAAUGAAUAUGAUGUAGAAGAAGAUGAUAAAAUGUUUGAGACUUAUGUUGACAUGGAUGUUGAAUGGGCAGGGUGUGACUAA